Molecule: messenger RNA, 5290 nt
Organism: Salvelinus fontinalis (brook trout)
Lineage: Eukaryota; Metazoa; Chordata; Actinopteri; Salmoniformes; Salmonidae
Product: ATP-binding cassette sub-family D member 2-like
Exons: 10
Coding region: 1-2226 (741 amino acids)
Biological process (GO): long-chain fatty acid import into peroxisome; fatty acid beta-oxidation; very long-chain fatty acid catabolic process
Cellular component (GO): peroxisomal membrane
Molecular function (GO): long-chain fatty acid transmembrane transporter activity; ATP hydrolysis activity; ATP binding
Source: RefSeq, a predicted model, not a curated record
AUGUCCAAUAUACUUGAUGCGGCGUUCAGAGUGAAAUGGGACCGGACGACUGCAGCGAAGCGAGCUAUCUUUCUCGCGGCCGCUGCCUACGGGGUGAAAACCCUGUACCCCAUCGUCUGCAGACAAUUCGUGAAACGGAAUGAAUGCAAGAAUAGCAGGGGCUCUAAAGGAGAGGAAAAUGGCUCGACGGUUUGCGUUAAAUCACAAACAGAUGAACUGAGUCAUAAAAAGUCUCCUGGGGUAAACGCAGAAUUUUUUAAGCAGAUACUUGAACUCAUCAAAAUCCUCUUUCCAAAGCUUGUUACCAAAGAGCUCGGAUUGCUGUCUCUGCAUUCGGUCGCGUUGAUUUCACGGACAUUUCUGUCUAUCUAUGUCGCAGGCUUGGAUGGCAAAAUUGUGAAAACAAUCGUUGAGAAAGAACCACGCAGCUUCAUCAUCCAACUGAUGAAAUGGCUCCUUAUUGCCAUUCCGGCCACAUUCGUGAACAGUGUUAUCCGCUACCUCGAGUGCAAGCUGGCCCUCGCCUUCCGCACACGGCUAGUGGACCAUGCCUACACCACCUAUUUCACAGACCAGACCUACUACAAAGUCAGCAACAUGGACGGGAGACUGACCAACCCGGACCAGUCUCUUACCGAGGACGUAAUGAUGUUUUCCCAAUCCGUUGCGCAUCUCUACUCGAACCUCACCAAGCCCAUCUUGGAUGUGAUACUCACCUCCUACACACUCAUCCAGACGGCCCGGUCCAGGGGGGCCAACGCCAGCGGGCCGACCCUGCUGGCCGGGCUGGUGGUGUUUUGCACGGCCAAGGUUCUGAGGGCCUGCUCGCCGAAAUUCGGAAAACUAGUUGCUGAGGAGGCCCACAGGAAAGGCCAUUUGCGCUAUGUGCAUUCCAGGAUCAUUGCCAACGCAGAGGAGAUAGCCUUCUACAGGGGCCACAAGGUGGAGAUGCGUCAGCUGCAGAAGUGUUACCGGGCCCUGGCGGAGCAGAUGAACUUGAUCCUGUCCAAACGUCUGUGGUACAUUAUGGUAGAGCAGUUCCUCAUGAAGUACGUGUGGAGUAGCUGUGGACUGGUCAUGGUGGCUGUGCCCAUCAUCACAGCUACCGGCUUCGCUGACAGCGAGACUGCGGACGGUCAGACUCAGGUGCUGGUGAGCGAGAGGACGGAGGCUUUCACCACCGCCCGCAAUCUCCUGGCCUCUGGAGCUGACGCCAUCGAGAGGAUCAUGUCCUCCUACAAAGAGGUCACAGAGCUGGCGGGCUACACGACACGCGUCUACAACAUGUUCCUGGUGUUUGGCGAGGUGCAGAGGGGCGUCUACAAGCGCUCGUCCACUUCGACCAUGGGAACAGGAGAGAAGAAGAUUGUGGCCAGGCCAGAGAUGCACAUCGACGGGCCUUUGGAAAUCAAAGGAAGAGUCAUCGACGUGGACAACGGCAUCGUGUGUGAGAGUGUCCCUAUCAUCACUCCCAAUGGAGACAUAGUGGUUUCCAGCCUCAACUUCAAGGUGGAGGAAGGUAUGCACCUGUUGAUCACAGGUCCUAACGGCUGUGGGAAGAGCUCUCUGUUCAGGAUCCUCAGUGGGCUGUGGCCUGUCUAUGGGGGGCUGCUGCACAAACCCUCCCCACAACACAUGUUCUACAUACCACAAAGACCGUACAUGUCCAUUGGGACCCUGAGGGACCAGGUGAUCUACCCAGACUCUCUAAAGGACAUGCAUGACAGAGGCUACAGAGACAAGGACCUGGAGGUCAUACUGGACAUCGUUAACCUCAACCAGAUAGUGACCCGCGAGGGCGGUUGGGAUGCAGAGAUGGACUGGAAGGACGUGUUGUCUGGGGGAGAGAAACAGAGGAUGGGCAUGGCUCGCAUGUUCUACAACAGGCCAAAGUACGCCCUGUUGGAUGAGUGCACCAGUGCUGUCAGCAUUGACGUGGAGGGAAAAAUAUUCCAGGCUGCAAAGGAUGCUGGGAUAUCCCUACUGUCAAUCACCCAUAGACCCUCCCUCUGGAAGUACCACACUCACCUGUUACAGUUUGAUGGCGAGGGAGGAUGGAGGUUCGAGCAGCUGGACACCGCUACGCGUCUCUCCCUGACCGAGGAGAAACAACGGCUCGAGUCUUCACUUGCAGGAAUACCCAAGAUGCAACACAGACUCAACGAACUCUGCAAGAUCCUGGGAGAGGACUCGGUCCUCAAAACAGCCGACGCAGCAGAGGAAUGAAAGAAAGAGCGAGAUGUUCAGAAAAGUCAAAAGUAUUAUUUUUUUGUUUCAACGCACACCAAACGCAUAUUCCCAUACGUUUCCAAUGUUGGGGUUGAGUUUUAAGAAUUCAAUAACAAUGUUGUUUUCUAGAUGAAUAGUUGAGAGACUUUAAAAUCUCUGACAAGCUGAGACUAACAUUUUAUUUGGUUGAACAAUGAAGUCAAAUUAUUUUGCAUUUAUAGCACUACUCAAUUUGAGGAAUAGUUCAUUGUUAUCGCUGUAGUUUGCUAUUGCUGUAGUUAUCAAGUGCUGAAGUAGUAUGCUUGUCCUCUUUUUUGUGAGACGGUAUUUUCCUCCUUUUAUUGAGUAGAUUUGUUCGUUUUAAUAAAACACCACUAUGGACAGGAAAAUGCACAACGCUCUCCAUUAAAAAUGUGUAGUUUUAUUAGAUGAGUUUAAAAGGUUGACGUUUUGGCCUUUAAUAGCCUUCUAUGUCAAUCUUUUAAACUAGUCUAAUAUUUUUUUUUUAAAUAAUGGUGAACUAACGUUGCACCUUUUCCUGUCCAAUGAUGUCUACACAUUUUUGGAUUUCCCCUCGACCCAGUUUUUACAAAUCAUAUCAAGUUAUUCAUUAAGGUUAGGCUAAUAAGCAUACCGUUUUUAAGGUAACCCAACUGCUCAAAUGUAAAGUACCACAGCUGCAAUAAAUGAGUGCCCCUUUCUGUUAUCUCAGCUACUGGCGCUGGGUUAUGUCAUAAGGACAUCUUUCUUAUAACAUUACUGAAUGUGUUUUUUCACGGGUUAUUUCCUCAGAACUGCAGUAUAGUAAUAUAUUCAAAAUACCUCAGUAGCUUUCAAAAUAUGUGGCUCUGCAUUUUAAAUAACACCCUUCCUUAGACCUAUAUAGUGCACUACUUUCACCUUUGUUAGUGGCUAAGAGAUGGUUAUCUUAGGAGCUUUUAUUGGACAUUAGUGCAUUAGUGACAGAGCUGUGGGUCUGUUGCUAUAGGCUUCUGGUUUACUGAACAAAUACAACGAAUUUCAAGGCAUUCUGUCUUGUCUCCAGCAGAGCACAGCAGGAAUGGGACUGGGCUCGCUCGCACAAACGCACGCUAACGCACACACACACACACACACACAUCGCCUGGCAAAGCCCUACUCGCUGUCACUAGGGUAAUAUCUGUGGAACAGAGGUGUUUUGUGUUGUCUCAGUCUGCAAUCUUCACCCCUAUAAAGAUAAGUCGCAUCUUCAGCAAGAGGUUUACAUUGUGUAUUACAAUAACCGCUGUUGUUUUCCGUUGUAGUUCAGUACAGUUUACUUGGUUGCUGAGUUUGAUUAACUGUUACUUUGUUAUAUCCACCCAGAGUAAAAUCAAUCUAUUUCAGCAAUUCAUAUUUGUUACCAGCGACCUAUCUCAGACUUUAUACUGUGAACUUUGUUUCUUUCUUUUUUUGAUAAUGUCAUAAAAAUGUAUUUUUAAUGUAGGGAUUUUAGAGUUUGCUAAUGCCUCUUCAAACCUUAGUAUGUACUGUAAAUCUUCUGCUGAACAAAGCUGUCAUUUCAGCGCUGCUGAGGUUAACAUAGGUCAAAUCCAAGACCAGUCCUUCUAGUACUGUAGCCUUAUAGCCUGGCUGUGUUAGUGUAUCCCCUAUACCAGGGUUCUCCAACUGGCGGUCCGCGGUCCGAAUUUGGCCUCCCAAGAGAGAAAAAGAAAGUGAAUUUUUAUUGUUGUACAUAAAAGACUGUAAGAACACCAGCAAAUCAGCUCCAAGUGAUUAACAUUUUGAAAAUGUCAAAUUAUUGCCACGCAUAAUAGAGAGAUAUAUGUUAUCGUAUACAGAUGCAAGCGAGGUUUGAAAUGAUUAUGUUAAAGUCAAAUAUUAUAUCUGUUUGGGCUUCUUGCAGUCAAUUUGCCGUCUACAAAUUAUUUGUAAUUAUGUUCCGGCCCCCUGACCAUCCUCUCAAGAGAAAAAAUCAGCCCGUGGCUGAAUAUAGUUGAUCCCUGCCCUAUACUGUAUUUUCAAUCAGUGACACAUACUAAUGAUGGGUUAUUUGAUUGGCUUGGUAACGACUGUGACGUAUCAGAAUGAAAUCAGUAACCACAAUGGCAGGAUGUGUAACUGAAAUAUUUUUACCACUACAUCUCAGACGAAACUGUCUUAAAAGAGAAGUGACAAUGGAAAAGAAUGUAUUUGAGUUAUAAAUAUGUACACUAUAUAUUGUAAUGUAUACUUUGUUAAUAUGGUACUUAUAUUUGCCUUUGCAUGGAAUGGGUGAGUGAGUGAUAUCUCAAUCACAUGUUAUAUUUGAAUUGUCUCUUUCGAUCAAUGCUAAACAGAGAGCAUUGUGGGAGGAUAAAUACAAUAACUUGCACUGUGAAUAGUUAGUUGUUCAUGGAAAUAAAGUAGUGAACGUUUGUAAUAUACUUGGUUAGAACUACUGUUAUGAAAUAGGUUAUACGCCUGAAAAGAACCUACAUAUUCAGGCUUCUCAUUCCUUGGGAUUCUAACUAAUACUUUGUGUCUUGAAAAGGACACGUGACACAGUUUAAAACCUGAUUUCCACGUACUGUUAAAAAAAGAAACAUUCUGUGUUGCUCAGCCCUGUUGAUAGGAAGUGUCUACAGUAUACUACUGGAUGAAACAGUGUCUUAGAGUGACUGAGAAUGGUAUGGAAUGAGUAGAAUCAAGAGGUGAUGCUUGAAACGGUAUACAUGUUGACCAUGAGUGUAGCUAUCUAACCAAGACUAUGGAUCAAAGUCAAACUAAAUCAAAUAUACUUUGGUAUUCUCUAAAAGUGUAACUGUUAAGUUAGGCCUACUCUAGUAUGUUCCCACAACACUGGCUUACUUACAAUUCUUUGAUACAAUUCAUUUUUCUAAUAAGUGGAACAUCCGAAUGUACUGUAUUUGACAUGUAUUAUAGCAUUUUACUUUGUCAUCGGCAAUUCAUUCCAUUUUGGCAACUGUAACAAUUUAAGUUUGAUUUGCAAAAUGGUUGUUCGUUUAAUGGUACCUCUUGUAACUAAUGCAUGUGUCGUAUCGUGAUUUUAUUAAAGAGAGUAACACACUCAUUUAUGUUA